GGCGCGCGGCGGAGGGGGAAAUGGCUGCCGAAACAAGCCGGAAGGACUGAAGAGGAUAAGAAAUCCAGAGCGAAUGAUCAGGAUUGCUGUUGGUUACACAGGACACACCCCUCCCAAGAGUGACGACACUGACGCCAACAAUGAGCCAGGCCAGCUGAAGAUCUACCUUCCCAAGAAGCUGCUCGAGUGUCUACCCAAAUGUUCCUCUCUGCAAGAGCGCCAUCGCUGGAACACCAACGAGGAGAUUGCUGCAUAUCUCAUCACUUUUGAGAAACAUGACGAGUGGCUGACGACAUCGCCCAAAACCAGGCCUCAAAAUGGCUCCAUGAUCCUCUACAACCGUAAGAAGGUGAAAUACAGGAAAGAUGGCUACUGCUGGAAGAAAAGGAAAGAUGGGAAGACCACCAGAGAAGAUCACAUGAAGCUCAAAGUCCAGGGAGUAGAGUGUCUGUAUGGCUGCUACGUCCACUCCUCCAUCAUCCCCACCUUCCAUCGUAGAUGCUAUUGGCUGCUGCAGAACCCAGACAUUGUCCUGGUGCACUACCUGAAUGUGCCGGCGGUGGACGACAGUGGGAAGCCGUGCGGUCCUGUCCUCUGCUCCAUCAACACAGACAGGAAGGAGUGGGCCAAGUGGAGCAAGGAGGAGCUCAUUGGACAACUCAAACCCAUGUGUGCUGGGAGCAGCCUGCAUCAGAAAUGUUCCAGUGUGAAGCAGCGUAUCAUCUCAUCAAAGCAGGAGUCAGGGGCAGCGGCGGGGGGAGGGGCUACAGCUGGGACAGGUGCAGCAGCAGGCCAGAGAGCAGCAGAUGGCACGGAGGUUCAGAACAGCGAUGUGUCAGAGGGCCAGACAGAGGCGAGUCCUGGAGGCGGCAGGAGCAGAGGGGGAGGAGGAGAGAGGAGGAAUGGCAGGAUAGCCAAACCCUCCCUCCUCCCACAGAGCAGCAUGGAGGUGUCCUCCUCCACCUCCACCAACCAGGUGGAGGUUCCCGACACCACUCAAAGCUCCCCUCUGUCAAUCACCAGCGACAUGGCCGACAGCCCCGCCCUCGCUAUUGGGGCUGGCCUGUCGCAGAGCACAGCUGUGUUCAUGUCUGAGGUCACCACACUGACUGGGGAUUCGGUUUACUCUGCUGGCCACACUCACCUGCUGGCAUCCACACAUGAAAGCACCACUGCUGGCAUUCUGCUGGCUGUUGCCCCUGAAAACCAGAGGUUUGCAUCGUUUCCUGGUGGCGUCGGUUUAGGGGAGGGAGGGGAGUUGGUUCUGUCCAGCUCUCUAGACUCUGGGGGUGGAGUCAACCUGCCUGAGACCACUAUGACCUUUGACCCUGACUGCUUUCUCAACAAUCCUAAGCAGGGCCAGACAUAUGGAGGAGGAGGAGGGAAGACUGAAGGCUGUAAUGGUGAUGAUGGGGGGCUUCACUGCCCUUCUAACGGCUACGUCUACAAUCCAGCACUGGUCAACAACAUCAAGACAGAAACAACACCCCUGGAGCAGCCAUUAGCCACUCAGAGCAGCUAUGUGGGAGAAGGGACAGGCCUUAGCCCCAGCACUACACUGGAGCAGAUGGACUUCAGCGCCGUGAUGUCAUCAGCUUGUGUCCAGAACCUGGCCCAGUCCACCCACCACCCCUCCCCCAGCCUCUUCCUCCAAGCUUCUCCCCAAACCACCCAGCCCUCCCAGCCGCAGAGCAACGGUCCUGAGGCAACCCAGGAAUCACGCGAGGCCCAGGCUUACAUAGGCCUGCCAACGGUGCAGACAGACUCCCCGGUCACCAACGGAGACCCACAUACACAACUCCACCAAGCCAGCCCGGACCAGCAGGCACUGUGUGGGAGGAAUGGACAAGGAUCAGCAGUGGGCUCCUUUCCUCUGACAUCACAGGAUGCGACAGUGGACCAGUCUACCGGCAGGGGGCAUCGGGAGGUGGGGGGCUUAGAGAAGGGACCUGAAAAUGGGGAGUUAUUACUCAAAGCUGGGGAUCCACAUGAGGCCUAUGUUGAUGCGGAGCACUACCUGCAGUCUACAGAUGAAAAUGGAGGGGGAGAGGGGGGCGGAGGAGGAGGCGAGGGAGGAGGAGCAUCAGGAGGGGAAAGAGAGAUUCUUUGCAAUGGUGUAAGCUUGUCAGGGGCCAGCAGCUCCGUGGUGGCCAGUCCUCAGUCAAUAGCAGCUGGUGCAGGUAUAGAGGGGGCGCUCUACACCUCUCCUCUGCCCCAACAGGGAGGGGGAGUGUCAGCCACAGGUGCAGGAUCAGGAGGGGCCAUCAGCUUGGAGGGCUUUGAAGCCUCAUUUGGAAGCCAGUUCUCUGACCUCAUCAAUGAUUUCAUCUCAGUUGAGGGGUCUGGAGGUGGGGUGGGGACAGCUGUCACUGGGGUUCUCAUGCCCCAGGAGGGGGCAGCAGGAGAGGAGCAGGGCACAGGAGCAACGCCCCUGCAGGGCUCGGAGGUGGAGCAGGGCGCUCUGGGACUGCUGCAGGAGACUGGGAGGCUGUUUGGUGUGACAGACUACUCCCCAGAGUGGUCUUACCCAGAGGGAGGGGUGAAGGUGCUGAUCACAGGUCCAUGGUUGGAGUCAAGCAGUGAAUACAGCUGUCUGUUUGACCACAUCAGUGUCCCCGCUGCCCUCAUCCAGCCUGGAGUGCUGCGCUGCUACUGCCCAGCUCAUGACACAGGCCUGGUGAUGCUGCAGGUAGCUAUGGGUGGUGAGGUCAUCUCUUCCUCUGUGGUGUUUGAAUACAAGGCACGUGACCUUCCUGCUCUGCCGUCCUCACAGCAUGACUGGCUGUCUCUGGAUGAUACUCAGUUCAGGAUGUCCAUCUUGGAGCGUCUGGAGCAGAUGGAACAGAGGAUGGCUGAAAUAACCAAUCAAAACCCCAGUUCAGAAACCAUGGCAACCAAGGGUGGAGGAGUCGAAGGGGGAGGAGCCACUGAUCAGCAGUCUCAAAUCUCCCCCGAGCAGAGCUCAUUUGAGGGUCGUGUAGUGGUGGUGUGUGAGAAGAUGAUGUCACAGCCAUGCUGGGUUUCAUCCAAUCAGCUCGUCCACAGCAAAAGCUCCCGAGGAAUGACCUUACUGCAUCUGGCUGCAGCUCAGGGCUAUGCGGGGCUCAUUCAGACACUUAUUCGCUGGCGCACCAAGCAUGCCGACAGUAUUGACCUGGAGCUGGAGGUGGAUCCUCUCAAUGUAGAUCACUUCUCCUGCACUCCACUGAUGUGGGCAUGUGCUCUGGGCCACACUGAGGCAGCGUUGGUGCUUUACCAGUGGGAUCCAAGAGCUCUGGCUAUCCCUGAUUCAUUAGGCCGUUUGCCACUCAAUAUUGCUCGAUCCCGAGGCCACACUCGAUUGGCUGAGCUUUUAGAACAGCUGCAGCAGACUCCUCAUGCUCAUGGCCAGCCCACUGACACCUGGAUGGACCGGUGGAGCGGUGAAUCACAGCCCAGUGGGAUAAACGACAGCCCCAUCCCUAACCCUAACUCAGAACUGAGGAGACCCAGGACUGAGGGACAGCCGAACAACCAGACUCAGACCCAGAGCUGGAGCCAGACCGGACACAGAGCACCACAGGGCAACCAAGGAGACCAGGGAGGCCCACCUCCAGCCAAGAGACUCAAGCCCAGCCCAGACACCCCGCAACAGCUAGCUAACUCACCCCCCGGCGCCAACAACCUCAACUCCCUCCUCAACUCUACUCCCAGUCCUAACACCCUCAGUUCUGCCCCACCCAGCACCCAACAAACUCAAACCCCUAAACUCAGCUUCCAGAACGCGCCUCCUCGGAGCUCCAGCCCUAAUCGGUCUCAGCUCCCCAGCCCUCCACUCUCCCACCUGCAGGCCAGGAUAGGGGGGUCCGGAGGGGGCACCAGGUGGAGUCUGAGACAGGCUCUGGGGCGCCGCAGCCUGGCCAGGAGGAUUUUGGGAAAGGAACGACUGGCCAUUCAUCUGCGCCAGAGAGUUUUGUCUGACAGGGGAGAGGAGACAGAGCUGCUGACCUAUCAGGAUAACACAGAUGACUUGCAGAUGGACAUGACGAUGCUUGCUGAUCACAUCAUGGAGGCCUCAUCUGGCAGGAUCAAACAGGAGGCCUCAGUUACCAUGGAGACCGAAACAGUCCCAGGGAAGGUGGGGAUCAGCAGUGAUGUCAGACUGUUGUCUGGUUACCUUGGUGAUGUGGAGAGGUUUCUCUACUCCAGGCCCCAGACUGCAAGCCCCAAACCAAACUCUCUCUCAGGGCCUGAGGAUCAGGAGAGUCCUCAGGCUAAGCAAGGCCUGCCCUCCCCCUAUGACUGGAGCUCCUUCCUCGGUGCAGCUAUGAAAGAGGAGAGGUUGAAAACUGACUCCUCCCGUCUAGCCAUGACUGAGGCAGAGCAGAGAGAGCUGUAUGAGACCAUCAGGCAUGCUUUACACUCCCUCAGAAAACACAAGGGUCCCAUUCAGGAACAACGCAAAGAGAUUGCAGCAGUGGUCCAGCGCUGCUAUAAGAGAUUCAAGCAGUAUGCACUUUAUAAGAGGAUGACCCUGGCAGCCAUCCUGAUCCAGAGUCGUUUCCGGAGUUUCCAUGAGCAGAGGAAGUUCCAACAGAGUCGUAGAGCAGCGGUCCUCAUCCAGCAAUACUACCGCUCCUACAGACACUCCCUCAGCAGCCUCCUCACUAAGAAACAGAACCAGGCUGCUCGCAAGAUCCUGAGGUUCCUGCUCCGAUGCCGCCACAGGGCCAGAGAGCAGAGAAAGGCCAGGGGUCCUGAGAGCCCACCGCCAGGCCCCACACACAGCCCCCUCAGCCUGUGAGCAAUCUCUACACCCUUCCCCCCUCCAUCUCCCCUUUAUCUUUUAUUUUUUUCUCCUCCUCCCCCAACUCCCCCCUUUUCCACUCUCCCUCCUGUUCCAUCUUUACUAUUCUCCCUCUUUCUCUCUCACCCUCUCUCCCCUCUUUUCCCAAGAGGGUAAACUCUUCCCAGACAGACUGAGGACAGGAUAGGUGUCCAUCAUGGCAGCUCAGACAGACAGACGCUGGGUGGAGCCCAGGGACCUGGCUCUGACCACAGCACCACUGAUCCUCCUCCGCAGUCCCACUGGGAGGCCAUCACAUUAACCUCAUGGCAUCUUUGCACUCUUCAUGGGUAUGUUUUUUUGCAAGUGCGUGUCAAUGAGAUGGAAUGAGACGAUGAAGAAGCACCCGAUGCCCCGACAUCCUGCUGUUUAUGGUGGAGAUGGGAUGUGGGGAAAGGCUCCUGUGAUGGACAACUGGCUCGAGAUGAAGGCUACCUUGACAUGCAGAAACUAUACAAAACCUGUUGUGUUUUGUAUCUAAAUAGAGAUCCAUGUAAGAAUAAGAAAACAUAAACCAAAUAUCACUUCCAUGUUGCAUUUGCAUGCAAGGUUUUUUCGCUUACUCCUCCUCUCCAUUGUCUUGAAGACCAGUUGUGGCAAAUCAUUUUGCAGACUCAACAUAGGACAUAAUCACCAAUCACUUUGACUCACAGGCUUACAAACCUGUUAAUCAGUCACCCGAUCAAAGGGGGAGGAACAACACUUGAAUGUAAGAGGGACACUGUCAGAUAAGGGUUGGGGUCUGAAUAACGAUGUCUUAAUUUGUUACAUGGACUUUGUAUGGAGUCGUUCUCAGAGGCAGCACUUUGCUAGCCUGAUGUGGUGUGUACGUGUUUGUUGAAUUCAAUGCAUGUGUUUGAGCUAUGAGCUCCUGCAUGCUUGCCAAACUGCUUUAGUGUUGUUUCUUUUGUAUUUCUAUGUGUAGUUGUGUCUCACUUAUGUCCUCAUCAACUUAUCCUUGCCCUGUGUAAUGUGAACUGUGUAAGGACAAAUGACUUUCUUCUUUUGGGUGCUUUUUUUAAACUUUAUUUAUUUAAGGGUCUGAUUAUUUAUUUAAUUGGCUCAAGAGUGGUUUAGCUUGAGACUGGUUUUUCCCCCCUUGUGUGGUAAAAUGUGACAUGUUCCAAUGGUUAACUGUCUCUGUUAGUUUGUUCUUUGCGUGAACCUCUAAAUCCUAGCUGUGGUUUUGAGGAGAGUGUCACAUACCAUUGCCUUGACUUCUUCUUUACUCUGAGAGGUCUCUAUGCUUGCUCUGUACAGGACAUGGGUCCUAUACUUGCCCCUAUACAGGGCAUUGGUCCCCAUAUUAGCCCAUAUGGGCAAUCAAAUCCAUAUUUUGGACUAUUACAUAUUCCUGUAUAUAAACUGACGAGGUAAGGGGAUAUGAGGACCCUGAAUCUUUUUCAUAAGAGGACUGUAUUUAAGAUUAUAAAUUAUUUUACUCCCAUAAUGAGAACUUAAGACAGAGACCUGGGUACACAGGACGGCUGUAUUGCUUGUAAAUAAUGUAGAUAUUACAAACGGAGUAAUGUGCAUGAGAUUUAAGACAAAGAAGCAGCAAAAAGAAAAUGUUAGUGGCUAUGGACUGUGAGAGGAUUUUAACUACUUCACUUUAAGAGUAUCCAGUAUAAGUGUUACUGAAAAGAACAUUUUGUUAAAGCAUGCAACUGAAAAAUCUAACGUUAGAAAUAUAAGUGGGAAAACAAAGUUAGCUGAAACAAUUAUCUUUCAAACAAAACAUUUACACUUUGUGCUUCUGUUUCUUGGCUAGCAAAAAUUAAACCCUUUUUGCCAGUGGUGCCAAUUAUUAUGAAUGCUAUUUUGCCUACCAAUAUGUUAUGUUGGGGAAACCAACACCCAAAAGAUAUCAAUAUGAUCUACAGAGGCAACACACAUACACACACACACACACAUGCACACACACACACACACACACACACACACACCAUAAACAGUAUAGAUGAUAUAGUAAUAGUUCAACCAUAGACCUCUUAAAUCUUUUGAAGUUUGUCGAAGGCAGGUUUAUAUGGAUGAUGAUGAUGAUGAUGAUGAUGACAAUGAUGACAACAACGAUUACGAUGUUGAUGACGUUGACGAUGACGAUGAUGAUAAUUUAGAUGUGAAUGCAAUGACAGAUGACCCAAAAAAGGGAUGAGGGCGCUACAUUCUUUACAAUGUGGUUGUGCUUCAGCAACAUACUAGCUUUUAUUAAGACCAUUUAUCACACCAACAGUGUAUCCAGCCUGGCCUCCAGCCAAAGCUUUCCAUUUUAAAAGAGAAUGUCUCCUCUCCACUUUCUACAUAUCGUUUAAUUAAGCCUCCUUUCUCCUCAUGUCACUGCCAUUGUAUGACCUGUACAUUAGAAUUCUAGACAGCUCUGUUUAGAAAGUGCCUGCUCACUAACAGAAAAGUGCAAGCUAAUAUCAGGAACCAUCUAUUGUAUGUUCUCCAAAAAGGUUACCAGGUACCUGUUUAUUUUCCUAAAUUGUGUGUUUAAAAAAAAAAAAAAAACAACUGAACUCAAGGAAAGUGUUAAACUUGAUGAUCCAAGUCUAAUUUAGAAGCUCUAAUUUGUCGGUGGUAUGAAUGAAUGCUUAUGGCCUGACAAUUCUACGUGUUGCUUUAUGACAGAAAGCAGUAAUACAGUAUCACCUUUUUGCCCCAUGCCUGUGUGUGCAUUUUGCAGUAUUUGUAAAAGAAAACCAUAAAUGUCAAGCUUCUGUGUAUGAUAGGCACUGUCACAAGAGUCUAUUCAAAGAUCCAGCAUCAUUGUUUGAAGGAAGGUGUUUUCUUUUCUUUCUUUCUUCCUUUUUUUCCUUUUAUUGCAUGGACUUUUUACAUUGUCGGUCUUGCCUCAAAAAUGUUCUUCCAAAAUUGAACAUAAAGCAUAACCCUGCAGUUUUCCAAAACAAACAAACAAACAAAAAAAACUGCCAUACCCACCCUCUUUUAUUCUGUCUUUCUCUCACUUCUCACUCGCACACUAUCGAUGCACACACGCAAACACACACAUGCACUGUCAAACACAAAUGUACACAGCAAAUACAUUCACACACACAGUAAUGCCACACUCUCUCUCUCUGUGCUUAUGUCUUCGGGAACAGUUAAAUCUCUCCCUUAGAUUUUACUCAGGGUUAAAGAACAGGGAGAUGGUGUGUGGCGUGUGUAAUGAUCCGCUAACACACAGGGUUAACUACUGGUGCGUGUACCUUUGUCUAUGCAUAUGUAUGUGUGCAUAUAUGAGUAUUAGAGAUGCUCCGAUUGAUCAUCCACCAAUCGUCUGCAAACAUUCACUCCAAAAAUGGAAAUCUCGGAUUGAACCUAGUCUGAUAUUCCAAACUGAUUUUGUGAAAGCAGAAAACUUUAUCAUGUUUGCUUCAACCAAGCUGUGUUGCACUCCUUAUUCAAAGAAAACACCCCAAAUUCUUCAUAUUGUAUCACUUUACUCACAUCAAUUCAAAAUAAAAUUGUUUUUUGCUAUUUCUACAACUCUUGCCCAGAGAAACAAAACAAAACAAUCUUUGAAAGGUUAAUAAACGCACAAGAUUUUUUAGUACAAAGAAUUCUUAAAACAGCUGUAAAAAAUAAGUAUCAGAUAUGUAUCCCCCUGAUUUUAUUAUUUUUUAAAAUGUAUAAGUAAGUUAAAAGAAUUCCUGUUGGAGCAUCUCUAUGUGUGUUCCCCAUGUUUCUGAAUUUUGACCCUAUCGAGAGACAGCCGUUGUCUUACUCGGGACUGAGCUGUCAGGAGCAUUCACGCUACUAUUUUGGCUGCCGUGUGUCUCACUCCAUCACUUUAUCCCACUUAGGACUGCCCCUCCUCUCACAUCACCACCACUAAUGUCACAAAGAAACCUGGACGCUGGUCUAAAUACUUUUAAAACUUGUACAGACACACGCACACACAAACAAACACACACACGCAAAAGUGCAAAUGCUCACACAUGCGUACGCAGACACACACACACACCUACAGGAAAUCCACCGAUAUUUUCAUGUUUUCAGAGAGGAUUGUGACUUUAGAAAGAAUACGUAGAGUAGAAAAAGUAACAAAAGAUAUUGCCAUAGAAGACAGUUGGUAGACAUGCGCAGAGAUGACCUCUGGCCCCAGAGGUCAAUCUAGAAAUGAAUGCUAUAACCCUUCAGGCCUUGUUUUAAGAGAGCAUGGCCAAACACCACAUUGCAUGCUAGAAUGGUAGACCCUUAUAGAUAAUCUAUGGCUAGACCUCUCCCUGCCUUCCUCUUCUUUCACCCCGUCUUCCCUCCUUCAUUUCCUGCUGUGUUCCCACCUUGCCUGCCGUUGUGUUUUCCAUGCCUAUCUCAGUCUUUCCAUCCCUCUUUUUUGUAGCCUAGUUUUUACUUUUUCUUUUUACAACUGUGCAUGCACAAGCAUCACUAAAUUGUUGAUGUUUUUAAAAAAAUAUUUUGUUGCUGAGGCCAUGCAAAGUGUUUUGAAUUGCCCUUAUAUGUGGAAAAUGUCUUCUGAAUGCUUUACAUAAUUUCUGCUGUAAAAUGAAAUCAGAAUAAAAAGAAAAUUUGCACUUUAA
Messenger RNA from Myripristis murdjan (pinecone soldierfish), 9369 nucleotides. Its product is annotated as calmodulin-binding transcription activator 1-like. Gene Ontology annotation, cellular component: nucleus. Lineage: Eukaryota; Metazoa; Chordata; Actinopteri; Holocentriformes; Holocentridae. Gene Ontology annotation, biological process: regulation of transcription by RNA polymerase II. Gene Ontology annotation, molecular function: double-stranded DNA binding; transcription coregulator activity. The record is from RefSeq and is a predicted model, not a curated record.